Messenger RNA from Salmo salar (Atlantic salmon), 2280 nucleotides. Its product is annotated as neuronal pentraxin-2-like. NCBI's taxonomy places the organism in Eukaryota, Metazoa, Chordata, Actinopteri, Salmoniformes, Salmonidae. The record is from RefSeq and is a predicted model, not a curated record.
AGCUAGGUCGCUGUCUUUUCAGCACCAUGGACUGUGCGGAGAGAAACCUUUCCGAGCAGCAACAACCUGCAACAACUUCGUGACUAGAAUCAAUUCUACACCUUUUACCGGGAUAGUAACUUUCUUUCGGUAAAAUUAAAAUUGCCUUACUAUUAAAUUAUUUAGGAUUGGAGAGGGAACACGGAUUGCUCUAUGCCAUUUGCGACUAGGGCAUUUAUCAUUAUGUUGUUGGAUGGCUUAUGACAGUAUUUGAUUGCAGCUCUCAGACUUUAGUUCUGUUGACUUUAGUAAGUGAUCUCGUGUCAGUUCCGAAGUCCAGAACUAUGUCUACCAUCUGAUUUAUGUUAUUGUGCGUUUUGGUGUUGAAUACAAGAGUUUAGACUAGGCUAUUUAACCUAUCGAUGUGAUUCAACGAAGAACAUUAAUUUCGUGAGGAGGAGUUUUCCAAACAUACAAGGAAUCUGUGCUCGUAUCCGGCAUGCUGGCUUUCUUAGUUGGACUUUUAUACCUAGUGAGUGGACGCACGGUGCGCGCUCAGGAUGCGACAGGUAGCCGCUUCUUCUGCUCCGCCAUCCCGGCGGGCGCCGACCCUAGCUGCUCGUUCGAGCCCAACGGUAACCGCGUGCAGAGCACCAGCCCCGUGGAGGACGAGCUACGGAACACCAUCCUCCAACUCCGAGAGACCAUCCUCCAGCAGAAGGAGACUAUCGUGAGUCAGCAGGGCACAAUAAAGGAGCUGAACUCCAAACUGGCCCGCUGCGAGGCGGCCGCGGAGGACUCUGCGGGCAGGUCCAGGGGCCAGAGCUCCAGGCGGAAGGACUACAGUAAGAACACAAUGGGAGACCUUCCCAGGGACCCCACGGAAACUAUAGACCAGCUGGGAAAGACCAUGCAGGGGCUCAAGGGUCGGUUGGAAAAUCUGGAGCAGCAGCAGUUGCGUGCCAACACGUCAGCAGCAGCAGCAGGUGCGGGUGGGAAUGCAGUGGGGCCCCUACCGGCGGAGCUGCGGGAGCUGCUGAAGCACCGUUUGGGGGCCCUAGAGGGCCAGCUUCUGAGGAAGGUGGCCGAGCUGGAGGAAGAGAAGAGCCAGCUGUACAACGAGACGGCUGCCCACCGUCAGCGUACCGAGAGCACCCUCACCUCACUGCUGGAGAGGAUCACAGAGCUGGAGAGAAGUAACAACGCAUUUAAGUCGCCCGAGGAUUUCAAGGUGUCUCUCCCCCUGCGCACCAACUACCUGUACGGACGCAUCAAGAAGAGUCUCCCUGAGAUGUAUGCCUUCACAGUGUGUAUGUGGCUGAAGUCCAGCGCCAGCCCUGGUAUAGGAACCCCCUUCUCCUACGGGGUGCCAGGACAGGCCAAUGAAAUAGUGCUCAUCGAGUGGGGCAACAACCCCAUAGAGCUGUUGGUCAACGACAAAGUGGCCCAGUUGCCCCUGUCGGUGAGCGACGGCCGCUGGCACCACAUUUGCAUCACCUGGACGACGCGGGACGGCUUCUGGGAGGCGUACCAGGACGGGGAGAGACUGGGCACCGGGGAGAACCUGGCCCCCUGGCACCCAAUUAAACCUGGAGGGGUGAUCAUCCUGGGACAGGAACAGGACAUGGUGGGGGGUCGUUUCGAUGCCACCCAGGCCUUCGUUGGCGAGCUGAGCCAGUUCAACAUGUGGGACCGGGUCCUCCGGCCUGUGGACAUCAUGGGAAUGGCCAACUGCUCCUCCUACAUGCCCGGGAACAUUGUUCCCUGGAUCGACACCAACGUAGAAGUCAUGGGAGGAGCAUCCAAGGCAGCAUUGGAGAUCUGCGAGGACCGUAUGUUCGAACCGUAAAGGAGUUGGAUGUGUAACGUUGUUAUGACACUGGGUUCCGAAGGUUCCGGAGGCUUGAGAGGUGGUUCUGGUUCCGCGCUCUCUGUGCUGCUUCAGAAACACCCCUCAAGGAGGAAAAAGGGCUCAACGGGUAUUGCCUUUGUUUACAGACCUAGAUCUAGUAAAUGGGUCAACUUCUUGUUUUCCCAAUGUGUUUUGGUGUGAUUUUCCAUGCUUAAGUACAUGGCUCACAAGUUCAUGCCCAUUCCAACGUGAUUCUAACUAGAGGAUUUUACAGAGAACCCACUUGAGACUGAGGACUCUAUACUCUGUAUUCUCUUUUACUCCUUUAGCUAAAUAUCCUUUUGACUGAGUCAUGUUUGAACACAGCUCCUCUCUAAGGCAUUUCAAACACUGAUAAUCGAGCACUGUACUGUAUUCAGUGAAUGUGAGCUAAUAUAUAACCCAUAGAA